AUGCUACUUUUGCUGGCUCUCAUCGUACCUCUGGGUGUUGUUGGCCUACCAGAUAUCCUUCCCCAGGUUCGCACCUUGCAAAGUACUGCCGUAAAGGGAAAGUUGCUGUGCAAUGGGAAGCCAUAUGAGAAAGCUCGCCUGAAGCUUUACGAAGUCGAUCCACGCAAGUUUUUCUUCAUGGACACCCUUAUGGAUGAAGCGUUCUCUGACAAAGACGGCCAAUUCAAGUUGAAGGGAAAUGACACAGAAUGGUCGAAAAUCGAUCCAAAACUGAACAUUUAUCACAAUUGCGAAGACGAGAAAGUGGAGUGUUGGCGUAAGGUGCAGAUCAUAAUCCCUGACGAUUACGUUACCGAAGGAGGUGAACCGAACAAGACAUUCGACAUUGGAAUCCUCAACUUGAAUGCGAAACUUCCCGGCGAGACACGAGAUUGCCUCAAUUGA
Messenger RNA from Cooperia oncophora, 444 nucleotides. NCBI's taxonomy places the organism in Eukaryota, Metazoa, Nematoda, Chromadorea, Rhabditida, Trichostrongylidae. The record is from the annotation of a GenBank genome assembly.